AUGGCUACCUCAAAGCAGAAAUUGUUUAAGAAUCCAUUUGCAAGUCUCAGAUCAAAGAAAAAAGAGCCAAUUGAGCCUGUGGAACCAUGGAGAGUGUAUAAAGAAUUAACGGGUGAACAUGGGUGGCAAAAAGAGUAUUAUAAGACCCUGUUGACCAGAAUCAAAAACAAUACAACGUCGGUAUUGAAAAAGGAGGACGUCGGUUCUGAAACUAUUAAUAUCAUGAUGCUUGGUUAUGUUCAAAGCGGAAAAUCCUCGACAAUCAACUCGAUAUUCUGUAUACUUGACAACAGAAUAAGUAAACGGGCAAAAUCAGGGGACAGUGAAGACUCAUUUACACAAACGUAUGAUUCAUUCAGGGGCGAAAAACAACUUGAUGAUAUUAUUCUCUAUGACGUCAUGGGGGUCGAGGCCGUAAAACACCAAGGGAUAUUAACUGAAGACAUUAAAAUGUGCAUGAAAGGAGACGUUGAAGAAUCCUAUCAAUUCGAUCCACGUUCCCAGAAAAGAAUUGACGGUAAAGUGUUUGGAAAGGAAAUACAUUGUGUUAUGUACUGUGUUGAUGCGGAAUCAAUAUUUCAAGAAAUAAUAGAGCCCGUUAAAAAGAAAAUGCAAGAAAUAGAGUCGGAAUUGAAGUUAAACCCGCAAGAUAGGAUAGUGCUUGUAACAAAGAUUGAUACCAUUUGUGAUGAGACAAAGAAAGAUAUAAGGAGGAUCUUUCAUAGCAAGAAAGUACAGAAUGCGGUUGAAAUGGCGGCGAGAGUCUUUAAAGUCAGUUUGAACCAAGUGCAUCCGAUAAAGAAUUACACAGACGAAGUAGAGAUCGAUGAAUAUAAAAAUAUACCAUUGCUGCUAGGCCUGUCAAAGGCAGUUGAUUUUGGCACUGAUUACCUUCGAAACAUGGCGGAUAAAGCAAAGAGGAAAUCACAACAAAAAGAACAACAAACCGAGAUAUAAAUGUUUCAUUUUCUUGAAAUUCGUUUACAGAAUGAACUUGAUAUGAGACUGAGAGAUGAAAGAAAAUGGAAAGUUUUGAUUAAGAUGAA
Molecule: messenger RNA, 1046 nt
Organism: Ruditapes philippinarum (Manila clam)
Lineage: Eukaryota; Metazoa; Mollusca; Bivalvia; Venerida; Veneridae
Exons: 6
Coding region: 1-957 (318 amino acids)
Molecular function (GO): GTP binding
Source: RefSeq, a predicted model, not a curated record